AUGGCUCCGAUUACCUCAAGCCGAGAGGAAUUUGAUGAAAUUCCAACAGUGGUGGGGAUCUUCAGUGCUUUUGGUCUGGUCUUCACAGUAUCUCUGUUUGCUUGGAUCUGCUGUCAGAGAAAAUCAUCCAAGACUAACAAGACGCCUCCCUAUAAAUUUGUUCAUGUGCUCAAGGGAGUUGACAUUUAUCCAGAAAACCUAAACAGUAAGAAGAAGUUUGGAGCAGAUGACAAAAAUGAAGCAAAAAAUAAACCAGUUGUGCCAAAGACCUCACUACAUCUUGACCUUGAGAAGAAAGACCUCAAUGGCAAUUUUCCCAAAGCAAACCCCAAAGCUGGCAGCCCUUCUGAUCUUGAGAACUUGACUCCUAAGCCAUUCUCAGAAAGGGAACAGAAAGAGUCCACUUCCCCUGACAGUUUGAAGUCCAAUUCAUCCUUAUGUUCUGUAGAGAAACAGGAUAAACUUGGUACCCUUUUCUUUUCUUUAGAAUAUAACUUUGAGAAAAAGGCAUUUAUUGUGAACAUCAAAGAAGCUCGUGGCCUGCCAGCAAUGGAUGAACAGUCAAUGACUUCUGAUCCCUAUAUCAAAAUGACCAUCCUUCCUGAGAAGAAGCACAAAGUGAAAACCAGAGUCCUGAGAAAGACCUUAGAUCCAGCUUUUGAUGAAACCUUCACCUUCUAUGGAAUCCCAUAUAGCCAAAUACAAGAUUUGGUUCUUCACUUUAUUAUCUUGAGUUUUGACAGAUUUUCAAGAGAUGAUAUUAUUGGAGAAGUUCUUAUUCCCCUUUCAGGCAUUGAAUUGGCUGAUGGAAGAAUGCUAAUGAACAGGGAAAUCAUCAAAAGAAAUGUUAGGAAGUCUUCAGGACGAGGCGAGCUACUGAUCUCUCUUUGCUACCAGUCCACAACCAACACUCUUACUGUAGUGGUUCUAAAAGCUCGGCACCUACCUAAAGCAGACGUUUCUGGAUUAUCAGAUCCUUAUGUUAAAGUGAACCUAUAUCAUGCAAAAAAGAGGAUCUCCAAGAAGAAAACACACGUGAAGAAAUGCACCCCUAAUGCAGUAUUCAAUGAAUUGUUUGUGUUUGACAUUCCUUGUGAAGGUCUUGAGGAGAUCAGUGUAGAAUUCCUGGUUUUGGAUUCUGAUAGGGGAUCAAGGAAUGAAGUAAUUGGGCGGUUGGUCCUUGGAGCGUCAGCAGAAGGAACAGGUGGAGAGCACUGGAAGGAGAUCUGUGAAUAUCCUAGGAGACAAAUUGCAAAGUGGCAUAUGCUUUGUGAUGGCUAG
Molecule: messenger RNA, 1281 nt
Organism: Gracilinanus agilis (Agile Gracile Mouse Opossum)
Lineage: Eukaryota; Metazoa; Chordata; Mammalia; Didelphimorphia; Didelphidae
Gene: SYT4
Product: synaptotagmin 4
Exons: 4
Coding region: 1-1281 (426 amino acids)
Biological process (GO): cellular response to calcium ion; calcium-ion regulated exocytosis; vesicle fusion
Cellular component (GO): synapse; axon; membrane
Molecular function (GO): calcium ion binding; calcium-dependent phospholipid binding; clathrin binding
Source: RefSeq, a predicted model, not a curated record